AUGGACAGCUCAGACUCGUUGUGUGACAUCUCAGACAGAUUUGGUGCCUUUGGGCCAGUGAUGGAAUCCCACCACUGCAGUGAUGGGAAGUUCAUCAGGAUUCAUUUCGGGGCCACUGGGAAGUUGGCGUCAGCUGACAUCGAGACUUACCUCCUGGAGAAGUCCCGUGUCAUCUUCCAGCUGAAGGCUGAGAGGAACUACCACAUCUUCUACCAGAUCCUCUCUAACAAGAAGCCGGAGCUGCUGGAGCUGCUCCUGGUCACUACCAACCCCUACGACUACGGCUAUGUCUGCCAAGGCGAGGUGACUGUGGCCUCCAUUGAUGACGCGGAGGAGCUGCUGGCGACUGACAGUGCUUUCGAUGUCUUGGGCUUCACCACCGAGGAGAAGGCUGGCGUCUACAAGCUGACGGGCGCCAUCAUGCACUUUGGCAACAUGAAGUUCAAGCAGAAGCAACGGGAGGAGCAGGCGGAGCCAGACGGCACUGAAGAUGCUGACAAGUCAGCCUACCUGAUGGGGCUGAACUCAGCCGAUCUCCUCAAGGGGUUGUGCCACCCACGGGUGAAGGUGGGCAACGAGUAUGUCACCAAGGGGCAGAAUGUCCAGCAGGUUGUCUACUCCAUUGGGGCCCUGGCCAAGGCCGUCUAUGAGAAGAUGUUCAACUGGAUGGUGGGGAGGAUCAACAACUCGCUGGAGACCAAGCAGCCACGGCAGUACUUCAUUGGCGUGCUGGACAUCGCCGGCUUUGAGAUCUUUGAUUUCAACAGCUUUGAGCAGCUCUGCAUCAACUUCACCAAUGAGAAGCUGCAGCAGUUCUUCAACCACCACAUGUUCGUGCUGGAGCAGGAGGAAUACAAGAAGGAGGGGAUCGAGUGGGAGUUCAUCGACUUUGGCAUGGACCUCCAGGCCUGCAUCGACCUCAUAGAGAAGCCCAUGGGGAUCAUGUCCAUCCUGGAGGAGGAGUGUAUGUUCCCCAAGGCCUCGGACAUGACCUUCAAAGCCAAGCUCUAUGACAACCACCUGGGCAAGUCGGCCAACUUUGGGAAGCCACGUAAUGUCAAGGGAAAGCCAGAGGCCCACUUCUCACUCGUCCAUUAUGCCGGCACGGUGGACUACAACAUCCUGGGCUGGCUGGAGAAGAACAAGGACCCCCUCAAUGAGACAGUGGUGGGGCUCUACCAGAAGUCGGCCCUCAAGCUCUUGGCCAACCUCUUCUCCAACUACGCCGGGGCAGACGCUGGAGGUGAUGGAGGGAAGGGGAAGGGAGCCAAGAAGAAAGGUUCCUCCUUCCAGACUGUCUCAGCCCUGCACCGGGUAAGCAGUCCUGUCAUGGGGCGGAGGGAGGACAACCCCCCCCACAUGGAAGGUGACCGCACUGCCACCUGUCUUGUCCCCUGCGGGCCUAUUGGUCAACCUCUUCUCUCCUCCUCCCCUCCACAGGAGAACGUGAUGGACAAUCCCCUGGUGAUGCACCAGCUCCGCUGCAAUGGGGUGCUGGAGGGCAUCCGCAUCUGCCGCAAGGGAUUCCCCAACCGCAUCCUCUACGGGGACUUCCGCCAGCGGUACCGCAUCCUGAACCCCACGGCUAUCCCUGAGGGGCAGUUCAUCGACAGCCGCAAGGGUGCUGAGAAGCUCCUGGGGUCCCUGGACAUCGACCACAACCAGUACAAGUUUGGGCACACCAAGGUCUUCUUCAAGGCUGGGCUGUUGGGGCUGCUGGAGGAGAUGCGGGACGAGCGUCUCUCCCGCAUCAUCACCCGUAUCCAGGCUCAGGCCCGGGGUCAGCUCAUGCGCAUUGAGUUCAAGAAGAUCCUGGAGCGCCGGGAUGCGCUGCUGGUGAUCCAGUGGAACGUCAGAGCCUUCAUGGGGGUGAAGAACUGGCCCUGGAUGAAGCUCUACUUCAAGAUCAAGCCCUUGCUGAAGAGCGCUGAGACAGAGAAAGAGAUGCAGAGCAUGAAGGAGGAGUUUGGGCGGCUAAAGGAGGCCCUGGAGAAGUCAGAGGCCCGGCGGAAGGAGAUGGAGGAGAAGAUGGUCUCCAUGCUGCAGGAGAAGAAUGACCUGCAGCUCCAAGUGCAGGCUGAGCAGGACAACCUCACUGAUGCUGAGGAGCGCUGUGACCAGCUGAUCAAGAGCAAGAUCCAGCUGGAGGCCAAGGUGAAGGAGCUGCUGGAGCGGCUGGAGGACGAGGAGGAGAUGAACGCUGAGCUGACGGCCAAGAAGAGGAAGCUGGAGGACGAGUGCUCGGAGCUGAAGAAGGACAUCGACGACCUGGAGCUGAGCCUGGCGAAAGUGGAGAAGGAGAAACACGCCACCGAGAACAAGGUCAAGAACCUCACAGAAGAGAUGGUUGGGCUGGAUGAGACCAUCACCAAGCUGACGAAGGAGAAGAAGGCCCUGACAGAAGCUCAUCAGCAAGCGCUGGAUGACCUGCAGGCGGAGGAAGACAAGGUCAACACCUUAACAAAGGCCAAGGUCAAGCUGGAACAGCAGGCAGAUGAGCUCGAAGGCUCCCUGGAGCAGGAGAAGAAGAUCCGGAUGGACCUGGAACGGGCCAAGAGGAAGCUGGAAGGUGACUUGAAGCUGACCCAGGAGAACAUCAUGGACCUGGAGAAUGACAAACAGCAGCUGGAGGAGAAGCUCAAGAGGAAAGAGUUUGAGCUCCAGCAGCAGAACAGCAAGGUUGAGGAUGAGCAGGCACUGGCCCUGCAGCUCCAGAAGAAGCUGAAGGAGCUGCAGGCGCGGAUUGAGGAGCUGGAGGAGGAGCUGGAGUCGGAGCGGGCGGGCAGGGCCAAGGUGGAGAAGCUGCGCUCAGAGCUGGCACGAGAGCUGGAGGAGAUCAGCGAGCGACUGGAGGAGGCGGGCGGCGCCACUGCGGUGCAGCUGGAGCUCAACAAGAAGCGGGAGGUGGAGUUCCAGAAGAUGCGGCGGGACCUGGAGGAGGCCACGCUGCAGCAUGAGGCCACAGCUGCUGCGCUGCGGAAGAAGCACGCUGACAGCGUGGCUGAGCUCGGCGAGCAGAUGGACAACCUGCAGCGAGUCAAGCAGAAGCUAGAGAAGGAGAAGAGUGAGCUCAAGCUGGAGCUGGAUGACCUCAGCUCCACUGUGGAGCAGCUGCUCAAGGCCAAGGCCAACCUGGAGAAGAUGUGCCACGCAAUGGAGGACCAGAUGAAUGAGCACCGGGCCAAGUCCGAAGAGGCUCAACGCACAGUCAACGACCUCACCACCCAACGAGCCAAGCUCCAGACAGAGAACGGUGAGCUCUCCAGGCAGCUGGAGGAGAAGGAAGCCUUCAUCAACCAGCUGACACGAGGGAAGCUCACCUAUAGCCAGCAGCUGGAGGACCUCAAGAGGCAGCUGGAGGAAGAGGCCAAGGCUAAGAACGUGCUGGCCCACGCCCUCCAGUCGGCCCGGCAUGACUGCGACCUGCUGCGGGAGCAGUACGAGGAGGAGACAGAGGCCAAGGCCGAGCUCCAGCGCUCGCUCUCCAAGGCGAACUCCGAGGUGGCACAGUGGAGGACCAAGUAUGAGACAGAUGCCAUCCAGCGCACUGAGGAGCUGGAGGAGGCCAAGAAGAAGCUGGCCCAGCGGCUGCAGGAGGCUGAGGAGGCAGUGGAGGCCGUCAACGCCAAGUGCUCCUCCCUGGAGAAGACUAAGCACCGGCUGCAGAAUGAGAUUGAAGACCUCAUGGCCGACCUAGAGCGAUCAAAUGCAGCAGCGGCCACCCUGGACAAGAAGCAGAGGAACUUUGACAAGGUCUUGUCCGAGUGGAAACAGAAGUUUGAGGAGUCGCAGACAGAGCUGGAGGCAUCACAGAAGGAGUCCAGGUCCCUCAGCACCGAGCUCUUCAAGCUGAAGAACUCCUACGAGGAGUCACUCGAGCAUCUGGAGACCUUCAAGAGGGAGAACAAGAACCUCCAAGAGGAGAUCUCGGACCUCACGGAGCAGCUGGGCGCCAGCCAUAAGACCGUCCACGAACUGGAGAAGGUCCGCAAGCAGCUGGAUGCCGAGAAACUGGAGCUCCAAGCUGCACUAGAGGAGGCUGAGGCCUCUCUGGAGCACGAGGAGGGGAAGAUCUUGAGGGCCCAGCUGGAGUUCAGCCAGGCCAAGGCGGAAUCUGAACGCAAGCUGGCCGAGAAGGAUGAGGAGAUGGAGCAGGCCAAGCGCAGCCACCUGCGAGCAGUGCAGACCUCCCUGGAUGCUGAGCCCCCCAGCCGCAACGAGGCCCUGCGGCUGAGGAAGAAGAUGGAGGGAGACCUCAAUGAGCUGGAGAUCCAGCUUGGCCACGCCAACCGCGUGGCCACGGAGGCUCAGAAGCAAGUCAAGACCUUGCAGGGAUACCUCAAGGACACCCAGCUGCAGCUGGAUGAUGUGGUGCGAGCCAACGAGGACCUGAAGGAGAACAUGGCCAUCGUGGAGCGGCGGAACGACCUCCUGCAGGCGGAGCUGGAGGAGCUACGGGCAGUGGUGGAGCAGACAGAGAGGGCGCGGAAGUUGGCUGAGCAGGAGCUGCUUGAGGCUGGUGAGAGGGUCCAGCUCCUCCACUCGCAGAACACCAGCCUCCUCAACCAGAAGAAGAAGAUGGAGGCCGACAUCUCCCAGCUUCAGGCAGAGGCGGAAGAGGCCAUCCAGGAGUGCCGGAAUGCUGAGGAGAAGGCCAAGAAGGCCAUCACCGAUGCAGCCAUGAUGGCAGAGGAACUGAAGAAGGAGCAGGACACCAGCGCCCACCUGGAGCGGAUGAAGAAGAACCUGGAGCAGAGCAUCAAGGACCUACAGCUGCACCUGGCUGAGGCUGAGCAGUUGGCCCUCAAGGGGGGCAAGAAGCAGCUGCAGAAGCUGGAGGCCCGUGGGAGGGAGCUGGAGGCUGAGCUGGAGGCUGAGCAGAAGCGCAACGCUGAGAGUGUCAAGGGCUUGCGCAAGUCCGAGCGGCGUGUCAAGGAGCUCAGCUACCAGACGGAGGAGGACAGCAAGAACCUGCUGCGGCUCCAGGAGCUGGUUGACAAGCUCCAGCUGAAGGUCAAGGCCUACAAGCGGCAGGCAGAGGAGGCGGAAGCCCAAGCCGCCGCCCACCUGGCCAAGCUCCGUAAGGUGCAGCAGGAGCUGGAGGAGAAUGAGUAG
Messenger RNA from Opisthocomus hoazin, 5115 nucleotides. Lineage: Eukaryota; Metazoa; Chordata; Aves; Opisthocomiformes; Opisthocomidae. The record is from RefSeq and is a predicted model, not a curated record.